AUGAUUGAUUGGGAGUCUCUUCUUGAAUUUGAAGAUGCCAUCACCACCACCAAUCCUCCUAAGCUUCUUCGUCAAGCAUUAGAUGCCAAACUCACCGAUAAGUUGAUGAGUCUCAAACCAUCAACCACUGACUUUACUGAAGAACAACUCGAUACCACUUUCCAAUCUUAUUCCUUUGAACAAGACCAAUUCACAUCGUGCUCCAAAUGUGGCCACCCCUUAAGUAGUGGAAGUUCCACCUACAAGAACUGUUGCAAUACUUUUAUUGAAAACAAAUCCCAAAUCUCUCUGGGGUUAGAAAAAAGUUAUUGGCUUCUGUUGAUCAACAAUCCUUCUGGUACGAUCAAUACCCUUCCAAAUUAUACUCAAAUGUUAAUUCUUCAACAAGGAAUCCCAGCACAACUCAGAUCAUUGAUUUGGGAAAGACUUUUACUUUUAGGGAGUGAAGUACCUGAAACGUCGUCCCUUAUCUACGAAAACUUUCAACAUCUGUAUAACCCUUCUGUGGCCAAACAAAUAAGUAAAGAUCUCCAUCGUACAUUCCCACUGGUUCCAUUCUUCAAGUUGGAUUCAACAGAACUGAAUUUAUCAACCAUUUUGAACGUGUUUGCCAAUUAUGAUGCAGAGCUUGGUUAUUGCCAAGGGCUCGUAUUUCUUGUUGGUGUAUUGUAUUAUCAUUUCCAACAUGAAUCCCCUGCACUUACUUUCCAUUCAUUAGUGGUUAUAAUGGCUGCAGAGCCCGAACUUCGUGACAUUUUCACCGCCACUACAAUGUCGAAAACUCUUGAAAAAUGGUUAUCAGAGUUUUUAGAUAUAUUGAAUGUUGUAGAACCCGAUUUACAUGAUCAUAUGCUUUCCAAUGGAAUUGAAUUCCAAGUAUUUCUCUAUCAAUGGUGGCUUUCCUUUGCAUCGAGCCAUGUACCUGAACUCUCCAUAAUAAAUCGUAUUAUGGAUGUAUGUCUUGUACAAGGUUGGAAGGCUGGUCUUUUCAAAGUAUCCUUGGGACUUCUCAAGGUAAACAAACCGAUUUUGAUGAGUCUUGGUGAAGGAGAUGAAGAAGUUGUGUAUCAACAUCUUUUAAAUGAAUCUCGUUGGGGAGUAACCAUAAAUGAUUUGGAUUUAUUCUUUGGUAAUACCUUGAUGUCCUUUGAUGAUGAGCUUUUCAUAAAGCAAGAACCAGUCUUUAUUAAACCUGUCAUUGCAUCUUCAUUGAAAUAUUCUCAUACGAGAACUCCUUCAUCAGUUAUGGAUAAAUUUAAACAAUUAUCAGUUAAUUUGACCAGAUCAAGAUCGAAUAGUGAUCAUCAAUCUCCCGAUCUGAUCUCUCUGUCAUCAUCUUCAUCCCUUUCAGUGUUUGAAUCCACACAUUUAAAUGAACAAGAAAGUAUAUAUUCAGAUGAUGUUAUGAAUGAUGAAUGUUCAUCAAGUACAAGUGUAUUCAAUUAUUUGAAAUUACCUUAUUCUCAGAAAAAGGAUGAUGUUUCAAAGGAUCAAUUGAAAGAAUUGUUAAGACAAGCAUAUGAAAUGGUUGAAGGUAAACCAAGGGAUGAAAUGGUAAUGGCAGAAAUUAAACGGGUAUUAACUUAA
[Candida] anglica is the source of this 1587-nucleotide messenger RNA. NCBI's taxonomy places the organism in Eukaryota, Fungi, Ascomycota, Pichiomycetes, Serinales, Debaryomycetaceae. The record is from the annotation of a GenBank genome assembly.